GACACCGGGGGCUGACAGCUGGAAAUGGGAAUAAAGGGAAAAGCAGGCUUGGGUGGAUUCAGCAGAAGGAUGGGAUUUAAACGAUCGUAAAUCUCGCUCUUGAGCAAAACUUGGAAUUACUGGCCUUCUAGUAGUGGUCUUCAAAAAAUCAUGCUGGUCUGCCCUCAAGCAUUCUGAUGCUCUGAUGACGUUAAAUGAAGAAGGUGAUUUCAAAUUAAAAAUUAGGACAAUCAACCGUGUAGCUUCUCGGGACACCCAGAUUUAGUCUUUGAUAAUUAUUAUUGCGUGCUUGAAACUGUAAGUGUUGAACGGGCAGCAUUAUGCGUUGCAGAAGCCCGGAGUGUUCCUUAUGAACAUUUUCCGGCACUGCUGUUGCAGAUAGAGAUGACUCACGCUCCGGGGUACUUUGGUAAGAGUUACAUUAAAUUAGGUUUCGGUCAAGUUACUGUUAUUCUGAAUUCUGUUUGUAUAGCAUGAAUAUAACUAUGUAUACAUUCGUCGCCCGAGAUGAAAAUAGUAGUGUUUAUGCUGAAGUUUCCAAAAUCCUUCUUUCUACUGGACAAUGGAAGAGACUAAAAAAAGACAAUCCCAGAUUCAAUUUAAUGCUGGGGGAGAGGAACAGACUGCCAUUUGGUAGACUAGGUCAUGAACCCGGAUUAAUGCAGCUGGUGAAUUAUUAUAGAGGAGCUGACAAACUGUGCCGCAAAGCAUCUCUGGUCAAGUUAAUCAAGACGAGUCCAGAGCUGUCAGAUUCAUGCAACUGGUUCCCCGAGUCGUAUGUGAUCUAUCCCACCAACCUCAACACCCCUGUGGCUCCCGCCAAGAACGGCAUCAACCACAUGAAGCACCACCCAAAGACUGAUGAGAGGGAGGUGUUCCUGGCCUCCUAUAGUCAGAAGAAAGAGAACGGCGAGGGGACAGUGUGGAUAGCAAAAUCCUCCGCUGGCGCUAAAGGUGCUGGAAUGAGCUGGGUGUUGGUAGAUCACCAAUACAACAUCUACCUCUACAGAGAGGGCGUGCUGCGCACCUCAUCCGAGCCAUACAACAGCUCUGAUUUUCAGGAUAAAACCAGCCACCUGACCAACCACUGCAUCCAGAAGGAGCACUCCAAAAACUAUGGCAAAUAUGAGGAGGGAAAUGAGAUGUUCUUUGAGGAGUUCCGUCAGUAUUUAUCAAACGCUCACAAAGUAGCUCUGGAGACUUCAAUUUUACCUCAAAUCAAGCAGAUAAUAAGGUGCUGUCUGACAUGCAUUGAGCCGGCGAUUAGCACGAAGCACCUCUCCUACCAGAGCUUCCAGCUGUUUGGGUUUGACUUCAUGGUGGACAGCGAUUUGAAAGUCUGGCUGAUAGAGAUCAAUGGAGCACCGGCUUGUGCCCAGAAACUUUAUCCAGAGCUCUGUCAGGGGAUAGUGGAUGUAGCAAUCUCCAGUGUCUUCACCUUGAGUGAUUCCUCUUCAAAGCAGCCAAGCCAGCAGACCACAUUUAUCAAGCUGUAAACAGAAGAUAUUGAAUAUUUAGUGAUCAGGCAUCUUUUCUUUACCCACAUCAUGCUCUCCUGAUAACUUCAGGUUUUGCUGGUUUUAAUCUGAUUGGAUUUUAGGGGUCCAAAUUGCAUAGAGAAAAUCAUGGAGAGGGAUUUGGACUGUUCUUCAAAAUGAUCCUUAAGUUGUGUUGCUGCUAGUGAAGUAACGAGUAUUCACAAGAACAUCCCAUGGAGGAAAGAGGACCUCAAGAUUUUCUGUAGUCGAUUGAACUAAAUGAAUUAUCAAACUGUUGUCUGUGCUAUAUAAGAGUAUUAACAGUCUCAAAAAUAAAUGUAGGAGGCCUGCAUUGGAGGUGGUGAAUGUCUAAAGACAGAAGUAGAACAAGAUAUGACAGAAAUGAGCUCUUCCAAAAAAUGAAUGUCAGAAAAGCACUUGAAAAUUGUUGGGGAUUUGUGUUGAUGGAAUAAAAGGUAUACAGUACUGCCAUCAAGAUUUUGAAAGACUGGUUAUAAGACCGGCUUAUUUUAAUUUAUCAUUCAGCACCUGCGAUUCUAGUGCCUUACAUCCCUGUCCCCAUAUCCUAAUCAAAACAGAGCUACUGUAGCCUAAUGUUAUUUGAUGUGUAAUGCAAACUAGUGUUUUGCAGGUAUGGGUCAUACUUUUGUUUCAGUACCACUGUGUGACAUUCGGUUAACCUUCACUUGCCCUAGAAUUCUAAGAAAUUUUUUAAAUUCCACUGAUCCCAAAAUUAUUUUGAUUGCUCUGAAGUUAAACUCCUGUUUUGAUAGCCAUCUUUUUAAGAUCACUUUUUCCUGCAUGCUUACUGUGACGCAGGUUGGAGAGGAAAACAAUCAUCAGCUUAUAAUAAUGUUGAAUUAUCAGCUUUGUGUCCUCCCUUUACUAGAUUCUGGAUUUUCAGAACAAGAUUUGAACAGAAUCUAGCAGAACGUGCCUGGAAGAAAACCUCACCAGUGCAAACGACCCUGAAGAGACUGCGGAAGCAGUCAGUGAAGUCAUUAAUACAUGAUCAAUGAAGCCUCUUAAUUUCACGGACAAAGAAAAAUUCCAUCAAUAUUAUGACAUCCUUUAAAUAUAUUCAUCAGUAGGAAGUACUGAAGGACUUAAAAACGUGUUCCAUGUCUAACUAAUCUUAAGGAUCAAAAUUAUUCAGUGGGGAAGAAGAAGAAUUAAUAGUAGUGUUAAUAAAUGAAAGAUGGAAGCUUUGAGGAGGUUCUAGAGAAAAUGUAACCUAGUUACUGUGCUAAGAGUCAUUUAUGUUGGCUUUAUAGGUAUUAUAGGUUGAUACUAUUGUAGCCUCAUUUUCUUUUUUUGAAUAAAUGCAGGAGGUACUUUUCUACCGCCUCAAGAAACAGUGUUAAGACUAGGCUAUUUAGAUUAGAUACAAGAAGUUAUGACUGCAGGCCAUCAUCGAACACAAAAAUGUUAACCUCAAAUGCUAUUGCCUUUGUGUUAUGACAGCUGUGGAGCAGUCAGUGCGUGAGCAGUAACACUAUUUAGAAUCUCAUAGUCAAUGAACUGGACAAUGAAGGCCUUUGUUUUCCACUCCUGCUGUACAUGCUGUCAUGGUUACAUUGAGCUCAGGUGCUUAUUGCCAUUCCUCAUGGAAAUGUUUCUUCAGGUCCCAGUUUCACGGCAUUCCCUUGUACCCUGAAUAUCUCCCACUGGCCACAGUAACACCCAUCAAACAAUGUUUGGAGCCCCUGUAAGCAGCAGGAACAGGGAAUGGCUACUAAAAGGAGCCACAAGGGACCCUGUCUUGGACCCAUCUGCCGUUUGUGGGAGAAUAUCCAGUAGUUUGGCAGGUUUUCAAGCUACAGAUUGUUUUUUCUUAAGAAUGUGUUCUUUCUAUAGUCAAUUCCCUUAACUUUGUCUGACAACCUAUGGAUUUCAAAACAAAUGAACGAGGUUUAAAAAUCUGAAAUUGGGAAUAAAUGUCAAUUGUUUUAUGUUUUAUUAAGCAAUUCAGUAAGUCUUGAAGCAAUCUUAGGUUCCCGCAUGAACUCUACCAGUAUAAGACCACCACUGAGCAGAAGUAGUUUUGCUUUUUCUAGUAUGAAGGAAUUUUGAUGUGAUUGUUCUUUGUAGAUUGUUGUUAGCACGCAUGUGGGAGUGCAGGCCUAAAAGCAUGUAAUUUCUGUGUGUAUAUUUGCAACUGUUUGUCUGUUUAUGUGAAGUACUCCAGUCUCGUGCUCAGUCUUAAGUAACAAAAAUAUUUAUUUUAAGAUUAGUAAAAAUUCUGUGUUUUUCUAUUUCCCUUUUACAAUUUUAAUUAUGGUAGAUGUUAUCUCGGUCUCAACACAACAUUUCCGUUUGAUGUCCGAACAAAAUCCAUAUAUUAAAGAUCAGUGAAUUAAAAUUUGUUACGAAACUCCCAUGUGCUCCGGUCUACUUCAGGUGUUUUAUCAAAGGUUUCUUUCAACUGUUUGUGCUCAACAGCAAAUAAUUUAACAUGAAUUUUCAGAUGAAUUGCACUAGGUCUUUUCUGUGGUGACUGAUGUUACACUGAAUUUCAAAGUAAUAGUCUCGAGAGGUUUAGAAGGAUAGUGCUUAAUAUUUUAUAGGAAAUACAGUGCUAAAGGUAAUAUUACAUCCUUUUGGGACAUCAUGGCUUUGAAUUGCAUAACAUUAGUCACCAAGGAAUCACCCACAUUUUUAUGUAUUAAUGAGCAAUUGAGGAAAAGUUUUAAAUAUGCUUAUUGCAUAAUCUGUUUUUUACUUUGUUCAUUCAGAAUUAUAAAUUUGUAGCUCUAUGUGCUGUGCAAGAGCAGUUUUCCUAAAUGGAAUGUCCUCUUGUGAUAUGUGGAAUGUAGCCAAUCUGUGUCACAUUGGACCUGGUUGUUCUAAAUUCUGAACUGUAACCAUUUCUACCCAGUGGGCUAAAUUAAAUAAGAGUCUUGUUGGUAGUGAUCCUUCAUUAUCGACUCAGAUUGAUUGUAUUGGAAAAAAUGAUGUCCAAUGAGAUUUCCUGUGUAUCUAAUUUUUACAUUCUGAUUUUGUAAUUCAAAACCAUUUGGACUGUGCAAGGUUGUUCCCUGCUAAGUGGAGUAAGUUGUAUUGUUGGAGGCUUUUUGAGGAAGAUCUACCUCACUUUUGUUUUAAUCAUUUUUAUAUCAUAUUUAUGUGAAUCGUGACAAAAAAGUUAUCCUAUAGAGCUAAUUCUGCACUACAACAACAAUCAAAGAACCAUUUCUUAAAUUAUCACGUGCAGGUGGAGGAGUCAGCCACAUGUAGUCUGUAACUACAUUUGUUGUAGUUCCAGUCCUGUAGGGCUGGUUAGAGGGGUGCUCUUUCAUAUGAAGUGUACAGUGGGACUUUAUUGAGCAGUACAAGAAAUGAUUGCAGAAGACUGGAGUAAAACACAUUAAAUGCAUGUUUUCUGAUGUUACAUUAUCUUCAACAGAAUUAAUAAUGUCUGAAUGUGUAAUCAGAAUUUAACAUUAAAAAAGCUGAAAGGGUAUUUGUCUGUUAUCUAGAUAUUGUACACCUUAUUGUUUUGGAAUAUUUAAGAGUGACGUAUGGAGGGGACAAUCCCUGAGGAAAUGUCCCUGUCUUAAGUAUUUUAAACCAUAUACAAUUCACAAACAUUUCCUAUUUAUUAACCUUAAAGCAAUGAUUCACUUUUACGCUUUUCAUCUCUCCUUGAUUAAGAAAAAUAUGAAAGUGAAUUCCUGGUGCUCUGGUUAGAGGGUGUGAACCAAAAGACGUCUUAGGUUAUCUCUAUUGAAUUAACCUUAUUUUUAAGGAUAUACAGUACCCAACACAACACUGCCAUUUAUCACCAUUUUAGGAAAAGUUAUGCUUUGAUGUGAUUUGUGCAUACAAUAUGGUAUUUUCUAAACACUUGCCUCUUUGGCAGAAUGAUCUUGUUCACAAAACUCUGUUUUUCACUGCAUAACACCAUUUUUAUUUUCUCAUGGAACACAAAUGACUGGAUUAAAUAAGAACUUCACUCAGUAGCAACUACUUUUCUUUGGCCUCAUACAGUGGAAGGAAAACCACAGUUCUAGUAUCUCUGUAUAAGCCAUCUUGGCCCUACUUGUGACCAAAGAUGAUCUGUUAAUUUUUGAUCGUAGUUCUGAAAUCAGAAAGCACAUGUGAAGAACUGUACUGUAUUCAGCAUCCUGUUUGGGUAAAACACCAGUACACUACUGAGCAGACAAUCAAGGCAUUACACCUAAGUGAUGAUCAGUGUUUUUGAUAUGUAAAAAUGCUGUAUAACAACAUCUGUGCUGUACUGUUUUGACUCUGGAGAUCAACUAUAAGGUUAAGUGGAGGACUACUACAUUAUUCUGCUAUACAUGCUGCCAGGUGUGUGGAUAUGCUGUACAUAUCUGGAUCCCAAAAAUUUUUUUCGUAGCACUUUGCUGAGGAAAACUGCAGUGAUGUAUGUCAGUCACAUGAUAAACCUUUUGAAUCAGGAGUUUAAAUCAUACAACUGUAGUAUGCUAUACUGUAUGUAGUAUGCUGUACAUAAACUGUCAAUCAAAUACUGUGUUAUUCUCUGAAGAGAUUAUUGCAUGGUAUCUUGGCAUCUGUAUUUAAAACACUAUCCAUGAGGAAUAAAAUUGUGUUCUACUGA
Molecule: messenger RNA, 6084 nt
Organism: Lepisosteus oculatus (spotted gar)
Lineage: Eukaryota; Metazoa; Chordata; Actinopteri; Semionotiformes; Lepisosteidae
Source: RefSeq, a predicted model, not a curated record